AUGUCCGCACUCGCCUCCGCAUCUUCCGUCUUCAACGGCCGGAGCUUCCGCGUCGCCGCGCCCAAGCGGGCCGUCGCGCGUGCCUCCGGGGUCUCGGUCCGGGCCAAGCUCGAGGCCGGCGACAAAGUCAAGGUGGUUUCCAAGGUACUCGUGUACCACGUCCCCAAGGGCGACCGCAAGAACGGCACCGACCUCAGCGGCUGGGAAGGCGUCGUCGACUCCAGGGCGGAUGACUACAACGGCACGUACAUCAGCGCCAACCUGGAGGUGAAGGUGGCGUUCGCCGUGCCCAACGACCCGAAGGGCAAGACUUUCAUCGUCCACUGCAAGGAGAACGAGCUCGAGAAGCAGUGA
Micromonas commoda is the source of this 354-nucleotide messenger RNA. RefSeq lists its product with no specific name. The coding region runs from base 1 to 354 and encodes 117 amino acids. The transcript is spliced from 3 exons. The record is from RefSeq and is a predicted model, not a curated record. Gene Ontology annotation, biological process: photosynthesis. Lineage: Eukaryota; Viridiplantae; Chlorophyta; Mamiellophyceae; Mamiellales; Mamiellaceae.